Molecule: messenger RNA, 4350 nt
Organism: Mangifera indica (mango)
Lineage: Eukaryota; Viridiplantae; Streptophyta; Magnoliopsida; Sapindales; Anacardiaceae
Product: cysteine-rich receptor-like protein kinase 10
Exons: 9
Coding region: 279-2576 (765 amino acids)
Biological process (GO): protein phosphorylation; carbohydrate metabolic process
Molecular function (GO): protein kinase activity; ATP binding; chitin binding
Source: RefSeq, a predicted model, not a curated record
ACGAACUACAAAAGUAUUUCACGAAAUAUUAAACAGGAUUUAUCUGACUCAGUCAACUAAAUGGGAUUCUACAAUCUCUUUCCAGCAGCGAAAAGUUUCAAUCUUUUUGCUUGAUAGGAUAGCGUGUGCAAAUGGUUGAAGUUUCCACGCACAAACCGACCUAAGUGUUGGGAAGAAAAUUCAACACUGCUUUCUCCUCUACUUGAGAUAUGCAUAUAAAUAAGUAGUACAAACGAGUUGAAGAUAGCAAGUUUGGUUCCAAUCAAGCAGCGUAUCAAAUGAUGCAGAAGAUUAUUAUGAUUGAUCUUUUCUAUAUUUUCCUUUCUAUUUCUAUAGCGCAAACAAACUGGGUUAGGGUUGGUUAUUACUGGUAUUCAAUUUACAAGUUCCCCGUUUCGGAGAUAGAUUCUUCUCUCUUCACCCACAUAAUUUGUGCUCAUACCGCUGUGAAUUCCUCCUCCUACCAGCUUUCUUUAUCAUCAGCUGAAGAAGAAAACCUGUCUACCUUCACACUUACUGUGAAACAAAACAACCCAUCUGUCACUACACUGCUAUCCAUUGGGGGUAGAUAUGCAAAUUAUUCAACCAUUUCUUCAAUGGUAAGCAAUUCUUCUUACAGGAAAUCUUUCAUCGAUUCCUCGAUAAGAAUAGCCCGACGCUACGGCUUUCAAGGCCUUGAUUUUGCUUGGAUUUAUCCAAACACAACCUCUGAUACGUUCAAUAUGGGUGUUCUAUUUAAAGAGUUGAAAGCAGCUGCUGAUUUAGAGGCGAAACACUCCAACCAGUCACAACUAAUCUUGACGGCUGCCGUUUAUUAUUUGCCAGCGGUAUUCUCAGAAAGUUACCCCAUCGAGAUGAUACAACAAAAUUUGGAUUGGGUCCAUGUUUUGUCCAAUGAAUUUACUAGUCCUCUCAAGAGCAACUUUACCGGUGCUCAUGCAGCUCUGUAUAAUCCUAGUAAUUUAUUUGAUACAAAUUAUGGCAUAAGAGAAUGGAUCAACGGAGGAUUAUCAGCUAAUAGAAUUGUUUUGGGUUUGUUUUUCUAUGGCUAUGCAUGGACGCUCAAGAACCCGAAGGACAAUGGUAUCGGUGCAGAAGCAACUGGAGCUAUCAUUAAUAAACCGCUUGGAGGAGGAGUAACCUAUAGGGAAAUCAAGAAUUACAUUGAGGAUCAUGGUCGAGAUGUUCCUGUAAAGUACAAUUCAACUUAUGUGGUGAAUUACUGGUCAAAGGGAACCACUUGGAUUGGUUUUGACGAUGUUGAGGCCAUUAGAACUAAGGUUUCUUAUGCCAAGGAGAAAAAACUGCUUGGCUACUUUGUGUGGGAAGUCGCCUUUGAUUUUAACUGGGCUCUUUCUAAAACUGCAGCUGAAGUGGAGAUAAAAGAUUCCUCAGUUCAGGUGGAUAAUGAAAGUAGAAAUAAUAAAAAGAGGUCUUCGUUAGUAAUCCCUUUGUCUACAACAGCUGCUGUUGCUCUCCUAAUAGGAAUAUUUUUUACGUUUUACUGCUGGAGAAGAAAUCAUAAACUAAAAGCAUCAUCUGCUGGAGAAUUUAGCUCCAACAUUCCUAGUCUGACAGAAUAUACAUUGGCGGAGAUAGAGGCAGCAACCAAUGGAUUUUCAAUCGAAAAUAAGCUUGGACAAGGAGGAUAUGGCCCUGUUUAUAAGGGAAUAUUGCCAAAUGGAGAGGUAAUUGCAGCGAAGAAACUUUCAAAAACAUCCACCCAAGGAUUUGAGGAAUUCAAGAAUGAGGUUAUGCUUACUGCCAAGCUCCAACAUGUAAAUCUUGUCCGAGUUUUGGGUUUUUGCAUUGACAAGGAAGAACAAAUACUCGUCUACGAAUACAUGGAAAACAAAAGCUUAGACUUUUACCUUUUCGAUCCCAUGAGACGGCUUAUUCUGGAUUGGAAAAAACGUGUGCAUAUUAUUGAAGGAAUUACUCAAGGGCUUUUAUAUCUUCAAGAAUAUUCAAGGUUAACUAUCAUUCAUCGAGAUAUAAAAGCAAGUAAUGUGUUAUUAGACGGAGAAAUGAAUUCCAAAAUAUCUGAUUUUGGAAUGGCCAGAAUAUUUGUCAAAGAUGAUCUUGAAGCAAACACAAGUCAUAUUGUUGGAACAAUUGGUUAUGUUCCUCCUGAAUAUGCUCUAAGAGGCAUAUACUCUACCAAAUCCGAUGUUUAUAGUUUUGGGGUUUUACUUCUGCAAAUCAUAAGUGGCAAAAGGAUUUCCCUUUUAUAUGGUUCAAAUGAAAGUUUAAGUCUUCUAGACUAUGCAUAUGAGUUGUGGAAUCAUGGUAAAGCCAUGGAAUUCAUGGAUGAAACACUAGACGAUACAUCUUUGUCAUGUAAAUUGACGAGAUGCUUGCAUAUAGCUUUGUUGUGUGUCCAAGAAAAUCCAAUGGAUAGGCCAUCUAUGCUAGAAGUUUUCUUCAUGCUCAAAACUGAAAUGUCAGAUAUGAUGAUUCCAAAAAGACCUGCCUUCUCAAAACAGAAUGAAUCUACAGUAGUACACUUGAAAGGUCAUUCGGGGAGUCCUUCAUCAAUUAAUGAUGUAACAGUUUCAAAUGUUUCCGCUAGGUGAAUUACAAAUAUUAUUGUGUCUGCAAUAUGGCAAGUUGGACCUGAUCAAACCCUUCUUGCUUUUGUUUUUUUUUUUAAAUAAAACUAUAUAUAUCUAAUUUUAAAUAUUUAAUUAAUUAUUUAAAUAAUAUAUUAUCAUUAUUACGAAACAUAAUUUUGUAUUUCGUGUUAACUAAUGAAAUAAUUACUUGUUGGAAUGUUGUAAUUGUUGCAAGCACAAAAAAAAAGGCAAUUUUCCACAAGUCUUUGAGAAUUUUUCAGUAAGUGCAGUAAAGAAGAAGGCCAAGACCUUUACUUACUAAUGAUAGUCAAAGACAUUGACUUAAAAGGAAGUGCUGGAGAUGUCCUGGAAGAUGAUCCUGUGGGGAGGCUUGAAGUUUACAUUUAUGAACUUCCAAGCAAAUAAAAUAAGAAGCUUCUGCAAAAAGAUCCCAGAUGUCUCACUCAUAUGUUCGCGGCUGAGAUUUUUAUGCACAGAUUUCUUUUAUCCGGUGCUGUCAGGUCAGGACUCUGAAUCCUGAGGAGGCUGAUUGGUUUUACACCCCUAUUCACUUGUGAUCUCACCCCCACGGGCUUGCCAUUGCCAUUUAAAUCUCCCAGGAUGAUGAGAAGUGCUAUACAACUUAUCUCCUCAAAUUGGCACUUCUGAAGGGGCUGACCAUUUCCUUGUUGUGCCUCAUGACUUUGGGGCUUGCUUCUAUUAUCAGUUAUCGAAACUGCCAUCCCCAUCACAAUUGCCCGAUGAAGUUGUGAUUUUUGGUUAGCAUUGUGCGGGAAGAGAAAGCCAUUGAAAGGGGAAUUCUUCCAUUACUCCAGCGUGCUACUUUGGUCCAGGCUUUUGGGCAACGCAAUCAUGUGUGCUUGAAUGAGGGCUCUAUCACAAUUCCUCCAUAGGCACCACCACAAAAAAUGCAGGCUCACCAGAUUCAGCCAGAUACUCCGCGCUCAAUCUUCGUCUACUUCCGCGGUUUGUUUUAUGAUGUGAAUAAUGAUCCAGAAGGAGGUUAUUAUGCAAGAGGAGCAAGGGCAGCUGUGUGGGAGAAUUUAAAAAAAAAAAAAAAAGAAAACCUAUUUGACAUCUCUAGUGAUCAUCCAACAACAUAUUACGAAGAUAUGCAGCAAUCGAUCUUCUGCUUGUGUGGUUAACCAAAAAAAGAUCGUCUGCUUGUGCCCUCUAGGGUGGGUGCCUUGGACUCCAGGGCUUGUCAAGGCAGUAGUCUUCGGUUGCAUCCCUUUAAUCAUCGCAGACGAUAUCGUACUACCCUUCGCAGAUGUCAUCCCCUGGGAAGAAAUUGGGGUAUUUGUGGCGGCGGAAGAUGUGCCUAACUUUGACGCAAUCUUCACAUCCAUACCAACAGAAACUAUUCCUAGGAAACAAAGGCUUUUGGCAAAUCCUUAGAUGAAACGCGCUAUGUUGUUCCCUCAACCGGCGCAAUCUGGCGACGCCUUUCACCAAAUUUUGAAUGGUUUGGCACGCAAACUGCCUCACAACAAGAUUGUCUACUUGAGAGUUGAAACCUGGUGAAGAGAUUUUGAAUUGGACUGCAGGGCUGUUGGAGACUUGAAACCUUGGUAAUGGUAGUGAAUGUAUGGUCUUUGUAAGGUUUGUUUAGUGUUUAAACUUGGUUUUGUUUAGUUUGCCCAUUGGAUUUAUACCAAAAUUUGCAUUUGUAGAGAUUAUUAAACUAUACAAAUGCAUAAUUGUAUAGUUGAUGAAUAGCAAUUUUGUACAUUCAAUAAAACUAUGUGUAUAAUUUUAUACACAAAUAAUGAUA